This is a messenger RNA of Hemicordylus capensis (graceful crag lizard), 3562 nucleotides long. RefSeq names its product dual specificity phosphatase 5 (gene DUSP5). The record is from RefSeq and is a predicted model, not a curated record. Gene Ontology annotation, molecular function: MAP kinase tyrosine/serine/threonine phosphatase activity; protein tyrosine/threonine phosphatase activity. Bases 276 to 1490 code for a protein of 404 amino acids. Gene Ontology annotation, cellular component: cytoplasm; nucleus. Gene Ontology annotation, biological process: negative regulation of MAPK cascade; protein dephosphorylation; endoderm formation. NCBI's taxonomy places the organism in Eukaryota, Metazoa, Chordata, Lepidosauria, Squamata, Cordylidae. The transcript is spliced from 4 exons.
CCUCGCGGCUCCGGCGUUUCAUUCAGAUAAAUUGCCUCUUCUUGCCAGCAGACUUCCCUGAUUGAGUCCGGGGAGGAACAUACAAAGGCGGGGAGGGACGCACAAGAAUCGCAGCUAGGAGGGACAUCAGACGGGGUGGCAGUCCCUCCGGCUCUGUAUUUAAAAUACAAGGUGUCUCCCCCGGCCCCAUUCAGUUAAUCUCUAAACGUAUUCCUUGCAAGGCUACAUCUGGGGAGCCACCCCUAGUGGGGGGGAAACUGGGGAAAGAGGCAAAGAUGAAGGUAACCGCGCUCGACUCCCGUCAGCUCAAGCAGUUGCUACGGAAGGAGCCUGCCCGGUGCCUGGUGCUGGAUUGCAGACCGUAUCUCUCCUAUUCGGCCUCCUGCCUCCGCGGAUCGCUCAACGUGAACCUCAACUCGGUGGUGAUCCGCCGGGCUCGUGGCAGACCCGUGCCCUUACACUUCGUGGUGCCCGACGAAACAGCCCGAGGCCGGUUACUUUUGCCGCCGGGUUGCCCUGAGGAGAGCGAAGUGGACGGGGUGCCGUCUCGGCAGCUGACGGCGGUGAUCGUCCUGGAUCAAAACACUCGGCACUGCCGGAAACUCAAGAAAGAGAGCACCGCGGAGAUCGUCCUGAACACGCUGUUGGCGAGCUUGCCGGAGGCGGCGGCCAGGGUCUGCUUCCUGAAAGGAGGAUAUGAAGCCUUUUAUUCACAAUACCCUGAGUUUUGCAUAGAUGUAAAACCUGUGUCCCAGGAGAAGCCUGAAACUGAGAGAAGCAUCAGUAGCCACUAUGAAAAGCAGAGCAUCCACCACAAGCCAGCAUAUGAUCAGGGUGGCCCAGUGGAGAUCCUGCCCUUCUUGUACCUUGGCAGUGCCUACCAUGCUUCCAAGUGCGAGUUCUUAGCCAAUCUGAACAUCACUGCACUCCUAAACGUCUCCAGGAAGAGCUCAGAGCCUUUUACAGAUCAAUACUGCUAUAAAUGGAUUCCAGUGGAGGACAACCACACAGCAGACAUCAGCUCACACUUCCAGGAAGCUAUAGAAUUUAUCGACUGCACCAGAAGGGCAGGGGGCAAAAUCUUGGUGCACUGUGAGGCCGGAAUUUCUCGUUCUCCCACGAUCUGCAUAGCUUAUCUCAUGAAAAUGAGAAAGUUCCGCCUAGAGGAGGCUUUUGAUUACAUCAAACAACGUAGGAGUCUGAUCUCGCCAAACUUUGGCUUCAUGGGCCAGCUGCUUCAGUAUGAGUCAGAAAUAUUGUCUUCGACUCCCAGCCCUCCUGUUGCCUCUUGCAAAAGGGAUGCUGUGUCUUUCUUCACUGAAGAACUGACUUUGAGUAAAAGCUUUGAAGGUUCCUGUUAUGCUUUUCCUACCUCAGUUUUGAAUUCAGUGCCCAUUCACUCACCUGUCCAUCAGCUAAAACUUAGCCCGAUUGGUGCAUCUUCAUCGUGCUGGACCCUACUGGGAACAAGAGACAAUACAGUCCCAUGAACCCAACAGACUGUAACAAAGCAUUUCAUCAAGCUGCAAUACAGAGGACCUCAUGAAUUUCAUCCAAAACAAGACACUUAAUUUGAGGGGCCAUCUACAUCCAGAAGACAAAGUUUGGCUUUAUAUUGAGGUAGAAUUUGGAGUUCAAAUGAAUUUAAGCUUGGGCUAGCUAUUCAAUUUCAAGUCAUCUUCUGCUGAGACUAGUUAACUCUUGCUUCUGAAUUAAUCUUGGAUUCGAAUUUGAAUGAGAAGAUACUCUUAUGCUUCCCAAAAGUUGAAGCCCUUCAUCAUGGGUGAGAACUUACGUUUAUGGACACUGACUGGUCAUGCUUUCAAAAGAGUGAAUGUCUUUAAAACUGUGUGUCUUGAAGAGUGUUUUGGUUUUUUUUAAAAAACAAAAACAAAAACUUCUGGAAUGUGUGUGCAUCCACUACUGUAGUUCCAGGCCAUGCUGGAGAAAAGAGCCACAUACAAAGUCAGACCUGUCCAAUUGCUUCUCAGUUCCUGUCUCCCUUGCUCUCUUUAAUUACAGCCUUGUUUUAAAGUGUAAGCAAUAAACAGCUGUGUCAGCAAAGCAGAGCUGUAAUGAAAAGCACAAUUUACAAAAGAAGCAAACCCUGACAGUUUAGUUGUGGCAGGAACUGGAAUGUUUGCUUUUUCCUGUCCCCCCCCCCUUAUGUAACUAUGCUGCAGGUGACUAGCAGAUCAGAAAGCAGGAGAAAGAAACUUCUCUCUCCCAAUACCCACUGGUCCUCUGUUGCAUAUUAGUGUACAACUGGGAUUUGUGCCAGAGUUUUACUCUUUCCUAGAAUCCUUUAGUGCUUGUCACUUCUUGGAUUAGCUAACAGAGCUAGGCAGACUUGAGAAGAGCAACUUCUAGAUUGCUCCUUACCUUCCUGAUGAUUCCAGCCAGGGUUUCCAAAGGUUCCUUCAUUUAAUGGGAUGUCUCAUUCAAAAACCUUUUGGUCCUAUCCAGCACAAUAGGUUUCCCAUCUUUCUGCACAUCGUAGUUCCACAGGCCAUAGCAGAUGUCCUUUAUUUCAGGGCCCAGUUUUCCAUCAUUACAUUUGAAACCUCAGUAACUAAACCUGGCUCAAUUACUACAUGUGACAGCACACUGUACUACUUGCUGCACUGUAUUCACAAAUGAUUCUGAUAGACUCUGGGUAAAUGCGGAAUCUGCCAGCAACAUAUACUACCAGGCAGCUGCUAUUUGAACUACAUAUAGCCAAAUUCAGGCUGAUGAUGUGCUACUACUAAGUUGUUCCUAUAUCUUGUGACAGAAAGGCCAAGUCGGCUGCACAGUUGGCAAUGCACAUCCUGUUUCUCAGCUAUAUCUGGCCUGAGUCAAAUGUUCAAUGCAUAGAACAUAAUUCAGCUGCAGUCUAAUUGCAUUUCAGUAACUGGGCCAUUUGCAGGACAUAACCUUUGAGCAAUAGGUUGCAAAAGCAAGCAGGGGCAGCUGCAUAAGAUGUCCAUAGGCCAUAUGUGUGAUGUGCUCCAGACUCGGUCUUAUGGUGUCUUAUUGGGAGAGGGCUGCUUCCUCUCAUUCUACAUCCAUCUUGGAACAGCAUGCUUCACUCAGGGAAGAGAAGCAGGAAUUAUAAAAGAAACAAUCAGCUCCUCUACAAUCGCAUAACUGAUUAUUAAGAGUUGUUUUAGAGUUUCAAAUGCUUACCCAAACAUUUUUUCUGUCCAUUGCAAUUUGGAUUUCAAAAUGCAGAAAGUAGGGAGAGUAAGCAGCUUUGCAAACAACUGCAUUACCCCAAUGAAGUCUAUACACUGAGUGUUCCUGCUGAAUGUUGUGUGGUUUGCUGUUCCAUGUAUUGUUCUAUUUCGUGUCACAUUUUUCGGAGUGGAAGAACUUCAUUUCUUAGCCAACGGGAACCUUUUUUGCAGGGUAUCUGUGUCCAGCUUGUGUGUCUGCAGGCGGUUCUCUGUACUGCUGUUGCUUAUCUGUUACACUUCUUAAAACAUGGAAAAUGGCAAUAAUUGCCUGGAAAACUUGCAACUGUGAACAAAAACUUUUUAAAAUAAAGUAUAAAAUCAUAAUAAAAAACAAUUGAAAAAUA